GAACUAAAAAGUAAAAUGGGAGAAAGUGGAUUUAUCAGUAAAAUUUCCACCCGUCCCGCCGAGUCCUUCUUCUUUGGAGCCACUUUUUAGAUGGACCACCCAUCCACCAUUGCUGUAGCACAGCUAGUACAUUACACGAUUCACUGCCGGAGUCAUCUGCUCACCCAAGUACUCUUGUUCUUUUCCCCUUUUGAUUUUUUACAUUCUUUUCGGUUUCCCCCCCCCAUUCCACAGUAAUAGAUACAACCAUUUACUAUUUUCCCAUGUACUUGGAGAUCUCACCGAUUGCAUCUUUCAAAGCAAAAUUUGAAAAAAGUUGGAGAGCAACUUUUAAAUUCCUUUUUCUUUUCUGGGUGUUUGUUGGAAUUGAAUAUGGUAGUAAAUUUUAUCGGUGUUGAAGCUUCAAAGUUUUUAAUUUAAGCCAACCCCAUGUGCUAUCUUUGCUCUAUCAACUUGCCUUGCUCGUUUUAUACUGUUCAUAACCUUACGUACAACAAGUGACUUUCAGACCAAUGCUGACAAUGAUUUAAUGAAAUAUCUGCACGAAUUUCAACAAUUUGCCAUUGGACUGUCUCUAUUGGUGUCUUCUCUACUUUCUAGGAUCAAUUCUUUGACAACCCAGAGGGAUAAGCUAUUCUGGGAUCUGAGUUCUUGAGUUGUUUUUUCCACGAUCAAUCUCAAGAUCCCAAUUCCUCAAGCGAAAAAACUUGCAUUUCUUUCACUUAUGACGAUGAGUCAUUUGUUUUUCCAUCUAUUUUUGCUUCUCUCUUUCGUGGCUAUCUCCUAUGGAUCUUAUAAUGCCGAGCAAGAAAGAGAUAGGAUUACCCAAUUGCCAGGACAACCAAAGAAUGUGGAUUUUGCGCAAUAUUCUGGCUAUGUAACUGUAGAUAAGCAAGCUGGGAGGGCAUUGUUUUAUUGGUUGACCGAGACACCAACUAGCCGUGUACCUAAUUCAAGACCUCUUGUAUUGUGGUUGAAUGGUGGCCCUGGUUGCUCUUCUGUUGCCUAUGGAGCAGCCGAAGAAAUUGGACCUUUUCACAUUAAGCCCGAUGGGAGGACUCUUUACUUGAAUCCAUAUGCUUGGAACAAGUUGGCAAAUUUGCUGUUCCUCGAAUCCCCAGCUGGUGUUGGGUUUUCUUACUCCAAUACUACUUCGGAUUUGUACACUGCAGGUGACCAGAAAACAGCUGAGGAUGCACAUAAAUUUCUAGUGAAUUGGUUUGAAAGGUUUCCUCAGUACAAGCACAGAGAUUUCUACAUUGCUGGAGAGAGUUAUGCAGGCCACUAUGUUCCUCAGCUAUCACAGUUAAUUUAUGAAAGAAAUAAAGGAAUUCAGAAUCCAGUCAUAAAUUUCAAGGGAUUUAUGGUGGGGAAUGCUGUUACUGAUGACUACCAUGAUUAUGUUGGCACAUUUGAGUACUGGUGGACUCACGGUCUGAUAUCUGAUUCUACCUAUAGAUUGUUACGAAAAGCUUGUGAUUUUGGAUCCUCUCAGCACCCAUCAGCAGAAUGCAAGAAAGCUCUUACAGUUGCAGAGUUUGAACAAGGAAAUAUUGAUCCAUAUAGCAUUUACACUCGUCCAUGCAAUAGUACCGCAUCAUUGAGGCAUAACCUAAGGGGCCAUUAUCCAUGGAUGUCCAGAGCCUAUGAUCCCUGCACUGAGAGGUACUCUGUAGCGUACUUCAACCACCCAGAUGUUCAGAAGGCAUUCCAUGCUAAUGUUACUGGGAUAACCUACCCAUGGAGUACAUGCAGUGAUCUUGUGGGAAACUACUGGGCCGAUUCUCUGCUCUCUAUGCUUCCAAUAUAUCAAGAACUAAUUGGUUCUGGUAUCAGAAUUUGGGUAUUCAGCGGAGACACCGAUUCAGUGGUUCCCGUGACAGCAACACGAUAUUCUAUUGAUGCUUUAAAGCUCCCUACUAUAAGCAACUGGUACCCUUGGUAUGACCAUGGGAAGGUAGGUGGGUGGAGCCAAAUCUACAAAGGUCUGACAUUCGUUACCGUGGCCGGAGCGGGUCAUGAGGUUCCGCUUCACCGUCCUCGUGAAGCAUUCAUUCUUUUCCGAUCAUUCUUGGAGGAUAAACCCCUCCCACGUUGAAGACUAUCACAAUCAUAUUUACAGCAAAAGAAGAAUAGAAAAAGUUUAUGUACAGACAAUCUCGGAACAAGACCGGAUUGUGAGAAGCAGCAUUCACCUCGAGUGCCAUUAUUCUUGAUUUGAACAUUACCAUUCUUAUCUUAUUAGCUCUCCAUUCUUUACAUUCUAAUAUGCCUUAUGAAGACGUUUCACUCAACAGAUGUAUUGCUAUUCGGCAGACAAUUGUAUCAAAUAAGGUAACGUCAUUUAAUUUGUUUGGGAAUAACAAAGUCUCACUUUCAGAGCUUUAAUA
Molecule: messenger RNA, 2390 nt
Organism: Cucumis melo (muskmelon)
Lineage: Eukaryota; Viridiplantae; Streptophyta; Magnoliopsida; Cucurbitales; Cucurbitaceae
Product: serine carboxypeptidase-like 27
Exons: 9
Coding region: 725-2098 (457 amino acids)
Biological process (GO): proteolysis
Cellular component (GO): vacuole
Molecular function (GO): serine-type carboxypeptidase activity
Source: RefSeq, a predicted model, not a curated record